UCCAUCCUUCCAGACAGGCUACAAGACACUGACCGUGGCCAAGAUGGAACUCCCGAAGGGCUGCUCUGGCCAACGGACCUUCUUUUCUGCCAUCCUCAGCAUGCUAUCACUCGGCCUCUCCACACCAUCUCUGCUCAGCAGUGAAUGGUUUGUGGGCACACAGAAGGUGCCCAAGCCCCUGUGCGAUGGGCAAGGUCUGGCAGCCAAGUGCUUUGACAUGCCGAUGUCCUUGGAUGGGGAUGUCACCAACACAUCAGUCAAGGAGGUGGUACAAUACACCUGGGAGACUGGAGAUGACAGCGUCUCCUUCCUUACCUUCCACAGUGGCAUGUGGCUGUCCUGUGAGCAAACCAUGGAAGACCAAGGGGAGAGGUGCCGAAGUUUCAUUGAACUCACACCACCAGCCGAGAGAGAGAUCCUCUGGCUGUCACUCGGAGUCCAAAUCACCUACAUUGGACUUCAAUUCAUAAGCUUCCUCCUGCUACUGACUGGCCUGCUGCUCACCGGGAACCCUGGCUGCGGACUCAAGCUGAGCACCUUUGCUGCUAUUUCCUCUGUCCUAUCAGUGAGAUGGGAGGUGGAGGCAGGAGAAUUCCUGGAAGCUCAUAGGUCAGCUAACCUGGGGUAUGCAGUGGUAAACAGCCUGGUAUGCACUGCCUGGGUUUCCUUCACCUGCUGCAUGGCAUCAGCAGCCACCACCUUCAACAUCUACACAAGGAUGGCUCUGGAGUUCAAGUGCAGGCACAGUAAGAGCUUCAACGCAAAUCCCAAUUGCCUGGUGCAUCACCACCAGUUUCCCUCCACAGCUGCCCACGUAGGGGGACCUUUGACCAGUUGCCAUCAGUACCCCAACCACCCUAUCUGCUCUGUCUCCAAAGGUGUUGACUUCUACUCAGCGCUCCAAGACAAGGGAUUUCAACAGGAGACCAGCCAGGAGCUAAGAGAAGUGGCUGGGUCAUGUGUAGAAGAGCAAUGUUAG
Molecule: messenger RNA, 979 nt
Organism: Nannospalax galili (Upper Galilee mountains blind mole rat)
Lineage: Eukaryota; Metazoa; Chordata; Mammalia; Rodentia; Spalacidae
Gene: Gsg1
Product: germ cell associated 1
Exons: 6
Coding region: 44-979 (311 amino acids)
Cellular component (GO): plasma membrane
Source: RefSeq, a predicted model, not a curated record